Cicer arietinum (chickpea) is the source of this 1296-nucleotide messenger RNA. RefSeq names its product probable calcium-binding protein CML21. The record is from RefSeq and is a predicted model, not a curated record. NCBI's taxonomy places the organism in Eukaryota, Viridiplantae, Streptophyta, Magnoliopsida, Fabales, Fabaceae. Gene Ontology annotation, molecular function: calcium ion binding.
AAACAUAGAUGCGCAUAGAUCGAGAAUACGUGGUGGGAACAGCAGAAAAAUAGGCUUAGACACAUGAAUGAAUGAAUGCCCCACACAACACUCACUUAACAACACAUCACUUUCUUUUCUAUCUUUUCUUCCAUUUUCCCUAAAAAACCAUUACACUAAUUAAUUAUCAUUAUUAUGCUUUCUUCUUCAACACCCACAUUUCUCUUUUCAGAUUCAACAACUUUCACUUCUACUUUGCUUCCAUCUCCACCUCUUAGGUACUAGGGUAUCAUUUCUAAAGCAUACUUUGGUUGAUUGAUUGGCAAUGGGAGGUGCAUUAGGAAAGGAUGAAUCACCCAAAAAGUCUUGGACACCAGAAACCAAGCUUGAGGCUAAAAUGGUUGAAGCAAUGCAACGGAGGGAAUGUCACGGAUGUUCAGUGAAAUCAUUCAACACUAUAAUUCUAAAAUUCCCAAAAAUUGAUGAGAGCUUCAGAAAAUGCAGAGCCAUCUUUGAGCAGUUUGAUGAAGAUUCUAAUGGGGCAAUAGAUCAAGAAGAGUUGAAGAAGUGUUUCAGUAAGCUGGAAAUUUCAUUUUCUGAGGAAGAGAUCAAUGAUCUUUUUGAAGCAUGUGAUAUUAAUGAUGAUUUGGGAAUGAAGUUCAAUGAGUUUAUUGUACUUCUUUGCCUUGUCUAUCUUCUCAAGGAUGACCCUGCAGCUCUUCAUGCUAAAUCACGAAUUGGCAUGCCAAAUCUAGAGGCCACAUUCGAGACAUUGGUCGAUACAUUUGUAUUCUUAGACAAGAAUAAGGAUGGAUAUGUCAGCAAAAGUGAAAUGGUCCAAGCUAUAAAUGAAACUACAUCAGGGGAGCGUUCAUCUGGAAGAAUAGCAAUGAAAAGAUUUGAAGAAAUGGAUUGGGAUAAAAAUGGAAUGGUGAACUUUAAGGAGUUUCUUUUCGCGUUUACACGGUGGGUUGGAAUUGAUGAAUUUGAGGAUGAGGAAAAUGCAGAGGCCUGAAAAUCAUGUCAUCUAAAUGUCUUUGGCUGUCUCUUCUGCUAAUAGCCUGUAGCAUUGUGCUUCAGCCCAAACACAAAGGCUUCUCUGGUUUUCACUUGCAAAUAAAGGCCAAGUUGCUUCACUUUGAAUUAUUAUUUUAAUGAAAUUAUCAUUCCUGGUGUAAAUAGUAAGUAUAUAACUAAGUGUUAUAUUGUUGAAGAUAUAGUCAAACUUACCUGUUAAAUCCUACUACCUUAUAAUUUUGUAUUGGCUUCUUGACCAUAAAAUCCUUUAUAUCACAUGUUGGCACGCAAAUUAUCCAA